This is a messenger RNA of Colletotrichum lupini, 522 nucleotides long. RefSeq lists its product as uncharacterized. The transcript has 3 exons. The coding region runs from base 1 to 522 and encodes 173 amino acids. The record is from RefSeq and is a predicted model, not a curated record. NCBI's taxonomy places the organism in Eukaryota, Fungi, Ascomycota, Sordariomycetes, Glomerellales, Glomerellaceae.
AUGAUCCAGGUUUACAAGGCUUUCAAGGCUUCAUCCGAGUCAAACCCCAUCACCGGAAACUCAAAUCAGCUCGCUCCCUCACAGCAAGUCUCGAACCCCAGCCCGUUUUCCAAAUCUCACCACAACUACUCCGUACAAUCAGUCAUCAACACCAUCUAUCCAAAUUACAUCCCAACGCUCCGCGCGCCCGUGCUCGCUCCCGACCGUGCACCCGCCACUUCCGUCCAUCGGGUCUCGUCUCUGCCGCCACGCCGCGAUCUCUCCCCUCUCGCCCAAAACCACAAGAUUCCCAUGUGCGAAAUCAGCGAGGAAAGCAGAACUAAAAAUAAGCUCCUCAAAGUUCGCGCGCCCGCCCGACCCAAGCUCGCGCACCCCUCCCCUCCUUCUCCUUCGAUCCGCCUCGUCAAACCGUCAUCUUGGGAAGAACCUGCAUCCCCCAAACUCUGUUUGCUCCCCCAAGAAAGCACUCUGAAAAUGAUGGUCGGGAAUCGCCGAGAUUGCACCUUUGUGAUGGCCAUGUGA